This is a messenger RNA of Sphaeramia orbicularis (orbiculate cardinalfish), 1984 nucleotides long. Its product is annotated as zinc finger matrin-type protein 3-like. The record is from RefSeq and is a predicted model, not a curated record. NCBI's taxonomy places the organism in Eukaryota, Metazoa, Chordata, Actinopteri, Kurtiformes, Apogonidae. Gene Ontology annotation, molecular function: zinc ion binding; nucleic acid binding. The transcript has 6 exons. The coding region runs from base 47 to 1534 and encodes 495 amino acids.
GCCCGGUUUUUUGGAGAGGAGAAGUUGGCAAAGGGAUGUGACUGCGAUGAUGGCGCUGCAGCUGAAGAACGGGGAUGCAGGGUACUACCAGAGUGCAGAAUAUUGCAGAAAUUUCACUUCGCCUCCUGUCAACUACGGUGACAGCAGCCAUUAUCUUGCCCGCUUACCAGUGCCAGAGACCAUGUUAAAGCCUCCCCUGAGCCUCUUCACCCAUCCCCAGCAGCCCUUCCAUCACAUCGACUCUCUGCAUCAGCUCGGACCACCACCUAUGGCACCGACCCAGCCUCUCUGUCCCCCACCCAUAGCCCCUGCUCAGGCAAUUGGACCUCCAACUAUGGCCCCCACCCAGACUCUUGGGCCGCCUCCGAUAACUGCUACACACACUUUAAGACCUCCACCCAUAACCCCAGCGCACACAUUAGGCCCUCCUCCAAUGGUGCCUGCUCAGCCUCUGGGACCUCCUCCAAUGGCACACACCUUGGGACCCCCCCAUGUUGACCACACAAAAACAAUGGUACCUCCAUCCAUGGACCUCACACAGCCACUGGGACCUCCACAUCUAAACCCUGCACAAGCACUGGUGCCCCCACCUGUUGUGGCGCCCGGAGCUGGGCACUUCCCCCUCCCUCCCAGCCCCCUGUCCUCACCUCCCGCUCCAGGUCCAGACCCCUCACAGCUUCUGCCAAGACCACCAGGACCGGCCCUCAUCCCUGCCCCAGUGCCAGGCCUCAUCCCUGGUCCUGUCCCAGACCAGGCAGCCCCAGCCAGUGAGCAGCCCCAGGAGGAAGGCUCUCCACUGGGGAUGGAGGAGCAGGAAGACUCUCUGGGGCUGGAAGAACUGUGUAAACCAUUGUACUGUAAACUCUGCAAUGUUACCCUCAACUCGGCCCAGCAGGCUCAGGCUCACUACCAGGGGAAGAACCACAGUAAAAAGCUGAGGAAUUUCUACGCAGGCAGUCAGCAGCCACCAGCCAUCAGGAUCCCAGAAGCCCUUGAAGCAAAUGGCCAGACAGCUCUCAACUCAGGAUCCAGCGACAGUGACACAGGCAGACAGGCGUUGUAUAAGGGAGCUACCCGGGUCAUUUUGGCCACAGAGAACGACUAUUGUAAGCUGUGCGAUGCAUCCUUCAGUUCACCGGCGGUCGCACAGGCCCACUACCAGGGCAAGAACCACGCCAAGAAACUACGGCUCGCUGAGGCUCAGCAGAACAAUAACAACAUGGAAGGCAACAACGAGACUACCCAAAGAAGAAACAGGAAAGAUGGAAAUGAGUACAGACUGGUGAAAAACCGCCGCAGCCCACAGCUACCCACCGGCAUGCCAGGACCCUACUACAACCCCAGACCGAGGCAACGCAUCCCCAGGGAUUUAGCCAUGUGUGUGACUCCCAGUGGACAGUUCUACUGCUCCAUGUGCAACUGUGGAGCCGAACAGGAGACAGACUUCAGGCAGCAUCUGGAGAGCAAGCAGCACAAAGCUAAAGUGUCUGAGUUACGAUACCGUAAUGAGAUGGAAAACCUGGGCUACAGCUAAAAGACAAGAGCAAGAAAAAAGAUUAAGUGUAAAAGAUUAUAGAAAGUGAGAGAGUGUGAAGAGACAGUUCAAGGCCAAAGUAUUGCUUUUAAGGAGUAUAUUUAGUGAAGGGAUUAUCCCAAAUGGCUGUAAGAUUUUGUUGCAAUUCAUUUGAUAUAUGGAUCAACCUCUCAAAUCCUCAAGUGACAAUGUAAUUGGAUUUAAUAGGUUUAUGUGACCCGGCUGUUAUCCUCAUGUUGAAAUUCAGUCUGAGGAACAAAAACAGGGUGCAACAUGAACAUGAAACACAGAAACGUUGCUAUUAAGUGAGUUUACACAACAUAAAACGUCUUGAAUUUCAAACUUCUUUUGGCCAAACUUUCCUUUAGGGCUUGAAUGCAGCAUCCUGACUCAGGUUACUGUAAAUGCAAAUGAACUGCAAUGAAAUCUUGUUCAGGCUGCAGGUAGUUA